This is a messenger RNA of Closterium sp. NIES-67, 2737 nucleotides long. The record is from the annotation of a GenBank genome assembly. Lineage: Eukaryota; Viridiplantae; Streptophyta; Zygnematophyceae; Desmidiales; Closteriaceae.
UGGCAUUUAGGUGCUAGGCAAUAAAGAAAGCCCUUCCCGAGCUCGCGUGCAUACAUAGCGCUGCACUUUCUUGUUGCAUCAAAACCAUCAUGCGCAUAUCCGUAGUUUCUUCGCCUACCUCACCACAGCACACACCAUAGCAUCACCCGUGCUAGUCCAUCCAUACGUUACCGCGCCUGGCAUGGCGUUAAAGGACAAGGUAGUGCUCAAAAUGGGCGACACGAUAGUGGAUGUGUUCAUGGGGCCGGUCUACGUGGAGAGCGCGCUCCGCCACCACCCGCACCACGCGCUCUUCUCGCCCGCCGACGCCAGCAGCACGUCGCUCUUCGCCAAGCGCGAGGGUCCGCUUCCCCCCGGGCGGAUUCUUAAGCCGGGGCGGUGCUACCACCUCGUGCGGAAGGCGCAAGGGAAGAGCGGAAUUACGGGCGGAGAGGACUCCGCCGCGCAUUCGGAUGAUGGGGGGACGGCGGGGCGGAAGCCUCCGCGGGAUUUGCGCAAGACGCCUUCCGCUAACGGCAGGAACGAGCGCCAAUCGUCUCCGCCCUCCGCGUAUCCCACCUCCGGGGUUCCGCCACUGGCGCACGUGCCUGCGCGGUCCCCGCCGCGCGGCACUAUCUUCGCGAAGCCCCGCCAUCGCGUCAACCACAGCACCAGCGCGCUUCCCGACGUCUCCCCCGACGUCUCUCCGCCGCCCGCCCGGGGUGCAGCAGCCUUCCCCGCAGUCGCGCAUGCCCCUGCCCACGAGGAUGGCGGAGCGGGCAGGCGCGCGGGGGAAGCGGCGGGGGAGACUGGCGGGACGGCGCCCAACUGGAAGGCGGGGGAUACCCGUGCGGGGGAUGGGCAGCGCGGGGGGCUGGCGGCUUCCCCCGGACGGCUGAUGGUGCCCGCGCUGAGGCGGUCUAGGCGCGGCAUGCACCGCCCCUGCAGGUCGCUGAGCGGCAGCCCGGGGGAGAUAGAGGGGCUCGCCGCGGGGGAGUGGGGGGAGGAGGAAGGAAGGGGGAAGGCGGGGGACGGGAGGUGGAGCAGCGCGCACGUGACUCCGCAGCACAGCGCGCACACGACACCUUAUGUGAGCCCCCUUGGUAGCGCGCAUGCGAGCCCAAUGCGCGGGUCCCUCCUUAAUUCAUGCGGCAGGGCGGAGGAGAAGCAGCACAAGCCGCUGCACGCGGCGCAUCUGCUCCAAGGGGAUGCAGCCGCGCAGCACAGCGCCAGCCCGCUCAAGCCCAGACACCCAGGCAGGGAGGAGGGUGGAGCCAAGGGAGCAGGGGCGCAGGCAGGGGUGGGGGUGGUGGAGGCCGCGGGGAGCAGCCCCCUAAGGCGCAGCCAUGGGCGCAGGCACUCCACGAGUGACGCUGUGGGCGCAGUGGGCGCACUGGAAGCGGUUGAGGCGCUCAUUGGCGCGCAGAGGGUGCUCAGCAUGGCUGAGGGGACCAGGGGGAGGGGGAGGGCGGAGGGGGAGGGGGGGGAGAUGGGAGAGCAGGGGAAGGCGCAGAGAGGGGAGGGCGGGCAGGGGUGGGCGGAGGCACUGGUGGAGAAGAUGAGGCAGCUGAGCCCGCUGCGGGGCAGAAGCCCGUUGAAGGGGCGGAGCCCGCUUAGAGGGAGGAGCCCCAAGUCACAGCGAGUGCAUGCAGCAGAGGACAGCCAUGGGCGCAGCAGCAUGGGCGUGCGGCAGGAGGGAGAGCGCAGCCCUGACCUGGCACGGCCGCCCUCUGCUGUGCCCAGGAGAAGCAGUCUCAGCCCUCCCCGGGUGAUACCUGACAGCAGUCUGAGCCCGCCCCGCCCGCCCAUGCUUCACCCCCCCACCCCCGUGCUCUUCGCCACCAAGCCCACAUUCACGCCCUGCCAGCCCAUUCCUCGCCACAUCGACGCCCAGCCGCGCAUGGCCCAGGCGAGCCCUCCUGUGAGGCACGGGAUGAGAGGCGGAGAGAACAACCCAGAGGUGAGCUGGGAUGUGGGGAGGGAGGAGGAGAGGCAGGAGCUGCAGGGACAGGAGGAGGAGGAGCAGCAGCAGCAGCAGCAGCGUGGAGGGAGGGAGGAGGCACGGAAGGAGUUGAAGCGCAAGGAGUGUGACAAGGCCAAGGAGACCAGCGGUCGCGAGCGCAGCCCUCUGAGGCGCCUGCUGAGCGCCAUGUCCCUGGAUUCAGGCGCCCACGCUGGCAGGCCGCGGCGCGCCAUGGACGACAGCAUGGUGGGGCGCAAGGCCAAGGGCCGUGCGGCAGAAGCAAGGGCAAGUGGUGCUGCAGAGGCGUUGGCAGCAGGUGCAGAGGCAAGCGCGACAGGCGACUUGGAGUGCCGGGCUGCUCUGCAGGCGUUCAGGCGGCGCGUGGAGGUGCUGAAUGGGGAGUGCCUCUUCAACUGGUCCACUGCUACUGCUGGCAAGGAGGAGAGGCGAGCCAGCAUGUGGAAGCCGGAUCUCCCGGAUGUGCAGGAGGCGUGUGAUGCCGGGUCGUUUGCGGCGCCCAUCACACGCCACAAGCGCACACUGUCUGCUCAAAUCACAAGCUGGCUCAUCUAGGAGCAGAUCAUGUUAUGGGAGCUCCACAAGUCCAGCAGACAAAAGGAGCAAUCAUGUCAUGUGGGUGCACAUGCUGUAGAAACAUCCCCAUUUAUUUUAUCCUAGUGGUAGAAUAUUGUUCCUCGUCGGAUUCGAUAUGCAGGUUUUCUAGCAUCUAUGAUCAAUUCGCACGCAUGUGAUUACCCAUAGCUUUCUAUUAUUGCUAUUUAGCAUGAUUUAUGG